Messenger RNA from Oncorhynchus mykiss (rainbow trout), 1310 nucleotides. RefSeq names its product parvalbumin 9 (gene pvalb9). The record is from RefSeq and is a predicted model, not a curated record. Lineage: Eukaryota; Metazoa; Chordata; Actinopteri; Salmoniformes; Salmonidae. Gene Ontology annotation, molecular function: calcium ion binding. Gene Ontology annotation, cellular component: cytoplasm.
GUGAUUUGUGCGUGUGGUUACUUUGCCGACCGAGUGAGUGAUGCUCAGGUAGCCUAGUGCGGCUCAGAUCAUACACGGCAGAGGAAGUUGCAGGUCCAUUUACCUGGCUGACACUUAGGUGAUUUUUCUCGGGAUUUGUGUUUUUAACAGGAUUUUUGUUUUAAGGUUUUCCAGAAGUAGCAAAUACCUUUCUUAAUCCACUUUGUAGUCACAGUUACGCAUCUGCUUCCAUAAAUAUUGUUGCGUGUUUAUCGAUAGUAACAUUUUUGCCAGGUAAUUUCAAAUCGUUUACAUCAGACGAAUCGUAUCGAGCAGCCAGAUUACGCUAAAGCAGACAGAACAGGGACAUCAACAUCAGUCAAAUUGACAUCAACAGAUUAUCAGAGCAAGGAGAGGGAAGAGGUUGACAGAGAAAAACAAACUAAAACAUUCGGUUUUAGAAAUCAAAGUCUCGUAGGGAGAGAGAGGGAAUACAGGAUUAAUAUGUCACUCACUUCUAUCCUUUCCGCGGAGGCUAUUGAGAAUGCCGUCAAGGAGUGCCAAGCCCCAGACUCCUUCAGCUUUAAGAAGUUUUCCCAGCUGUGUGGCCUGACCUCCAAAUCUCCCAAAGAAGUCAAAGAUGUCUUCCAGAUCCUUGACGAGGACAACAGUGGCUUCAUCGAGGAGUCAGAGCUCAAGUUCUUCCUGCAACGGUUUGUCCCCGGGGCGCGGACGCUGACGGACGCUGAGUGCAAAGGCUUCCUGUCUGCAGCUGAUGAUGACAACGAUGGCAAAAUCGGAGUAGAAGAAUUCCUGAUCAUGGUCCAGUCCUGAGAGUUCCAUGGGAGCCGGGAGAGCAGCAGGUGUUCAUUCUCCUCUCCUUCCUCCAGCCUCAGCCUCCAACUUCCAGACUGCAGUCAACUUCCUCAAGCCUACAGCAGCCUCCAUUCCCAGGAAUAUGUUUUUCUUUGUCCUUGUGCUUGAAUUUUGCCCUUAAAUUUUGUUUUUCUUUCAGAGCCCCUCUCUUAUUCAUCCAUGAAACCAUUUUUACUUGCCCUUUGAUUACGUUCUAGGAGGUUGUAUAGCUGCGUCGCCCCAUAUUUCCUUCCAGUGCACACUACAUUGUCGAUCAAAAAAAUGAAUAAACACAUUGUAACUUAUUGUGGCGAAUUUCAUUUUUCUUUCAAACACAACUGCUGAACAUUUGCAUCUGUUAAAUUCCUGUAUUGUAACCAUACAACAGAUGCCAUGUAAGGAAGUGCUAUAUGUUACAAUGAACUGAAUGUGCACAUAACCCUUGAGAGAGUGCGUAAUUAAAUGUAGAAUUUCUG